Molecule: messenger RNA, 1044 nt
Organism: Capronia coronata CBS 617.96
Lineage: Eukaryota; Fungi; Ascomycota; Eurotiomycetes; Chaetothyriales; Herpotrichiellaceae
Exons: 3
Coding region: 1-1044 (347 amino acids)
Biological process (GO): endocytosis; eisosome assembly; negative regulation of protein kinase activity
Cellular component (GO): plasma membrane; eisosome filament
Molecular function (GO): lipid binding
Source: RefSeq, a predicted model, not a curated record
AUGCACCGCACAUACUCGAUGCGCCAAUCGCGCGCGCCCACAGCUUCUCAGAUCGAGAACCCUCCACCACCGCCUUCAUCCACCAAGAGCAGCCGGCUGUUUGGCCGAUCGCCUUUCGGCCAUGCGUUGCGAAAGUCGACUGCGGGAGCCUUCGGGCCAGAGCUGGCGAAGAAGCUCUCGCAGCUCGUUAAGAUGGAGAAGAACGUCAUGCGCAGCAUGGAGGUGGUGGCACGAGAACGGAUGGAAGUCGCUCAACAACUCUCCCUGUGGGGCGAAAGCUGCGACGAGGAUGUGAGCGAUGUGACCGACAAACUCGGGGUCCUCAUCUACGAGAUUGGUGAAUUGGAAGAUCAAUUUGUCGACCGUUACGAUCAAUACCGCGUCACGAUCAAGUCCAUCCGCAACAUCGAAGCCUCCGUCCAGCCCUCUCGUGAUCGCAAGCAGAAGAUUACCGACCAGAUCGCCCAGCUGAAGUAUAAGGAGCCCAACAGCCCUCGGAUCGUGGUCCUCGAGCAGGAACUUGUCCGCGCUGAGGCCGAGUCGCUUGUGGCCGAAGCUCAAUUGUCCAACAUCACUCGAGAGAAGCUCAAGGCUGCGUUCAACUACCAAUUCGACGCGGUGCGCGAACAUUGUGAGAAGACGGCCAUCAUCGCCGGAUACGGGAAGCACUUGCUUGAGUUGAUCGACGACACUCCGGUCACUCCUGGUGAGACUCGAGAAGCCUAUGAUGGAUACGAGGCUUCCAAAGCUAUCAUUCAAGACUGCGAAGACGCCCUGACCAACUGGGUGUCGUCCAAGGCCCAGGUUCAUGCUAGCUUGUCCACCCGUGCGCGCACCCUGAGCCAAAGACGAAAGUCCAACGCCGCUAAGCGAGAGGGUGUUGACUUGAGCGGGCAAGACCAGCCACUCAAGAGCGACCGUGACAGCUGGGUGCCUGCGGACCAGCACGGCGAGUAUGAGCAAGAAGACGAAGAGGAGGAGGAGGAAGAAGAGGAAGAAGCUCCUGCUGGAACCAAUGGUAAGUUGUGGCACCGGAUACGCUGA